AUGCCUGAACAAGACCCACUGCCCCCACAGAAUGCGGGUAAAAAGUCUAAAAAAUCCAAGAAGAAAGGAGCCAUGAACCCUGCUCUGCUUACUCCAGAGUAUAUCGCCCAACAGAGAGCCUUGAAGCUUGAAGAGAAGAAUAAGAAACGAGACUUAUUGACCAAACUGGGAAUUGAUCCAGUGUCCACAAUUGAAAAACCAUAUUUGAAGUUUAUCAAAAGAAAAAUGCUUCAAGUUGCUGUGCCAAGUGAUGAAAGGCUUAACAUUAGCAUUAUGACUUAUAAUAUGUUGGCUCAAGCUUUAAUCAGAAGAAAGCUAUUCCCCACCAGUGGUGAUGCCCUUAAAUGGGGUAACCGAUCCGUGGUGUUACUUAAUGAGUUGAAGUAUUACAAUUGUGAUAUCAUGUGUCUCCAAGAAGUUGAUUAUAUCCAAUUCAACUCUUUCUGGAACGAUGAGCUAGGAAAACUUGGCUACGAUUCUCAAUUCUACAGGGAAGGGACUAAGAAUCAUGGAGUAGUGGUGUUUUGGAGGAAAGCGCUAUUCAACUGCAUUAAAGUUAGCCAUAUAAAUCAUGAUCAGGAGAAAACAUCAGAUAUAGCACCUAGAACUGUUGCACAGAAUGUGGGUGUCUUAGUAGCUCUUGAGUUUUCAGAGAAAAUAAAACAAAAGUUUCCCUUCAGCAACAGAAAAGGGAUACUGAUCGGGACAACACAUCUGUUCUGGCAUCCAUUUGGCACAUAUGAAAGAACACGCCAAACGUAUUUAAUCCUGAAAAAAAUGAAAGAGUUCCAUAUGUCGUUAACAGGGUCAGAAAAGGAGGAUAAAAUGAACGACGAGUGGUUUACUCUGUUCGCAGGAGAUCUUAACUCUCAGCCAUUCGAUGCCCCCUACCUUUCGAUGACCUCAAAACCAGUUCUGUACUCGGGGAGAGCUAAAACGGUCUUAGAAUGCUCAACAUCUUUCCAGUAUUCUAAAAAGAGAAAUGGCGAGUCGACUGAAGAUGAAGAUGGGGGAAAUAUUGAGAAAUUUGGCCCAGAACAACCACAAACUCCUGUUCCAGACCAAUUUAGUCCUACAGAUGAGCAAAAAGAACUAGUCAAAAAAAUACAGGUAUUACAUAACUCUUUACCAGUUAUUGCGACUUCUUUAUAUAGUGCUGCGUACGCAAAAAUUCACUCAGAAAAUGCGGGCAAGGACAAUGAUAGAAACGAGCCACUAAUUUCUAACUGGGCUCAUGCUUGGAGAGGAUUGUUGGAUUAUAUUUUGGUUAUUCAGGAUUGGGGGUUUGGGGAUAGAACGGCCCCGAUCGAUAAUGUCCAACUAUUCCAGCAAACUGGAAUAGCAAUUAAUUCUCUUUUGAGAAUGCCUCUCCCCGCAGAAUUAGGGAACGAAGGGUUUCCUAAGGCAGGAAUGUUUGGGAGUGACCACCUUUGUAUGGCUGCUAAUGUAGGUCUAGCGAUGUAA
This is a messenger RNA of Komagataella phaffii GS115, 1464 nucleotides long. Its product is annotated as Protein involved in 5.8S rRNA processing. The coding region runs from base 1 to 1464 and encodes 487 amino acids. Gene Ontology annotation, molecular function: poly(A)-specific ribonuclease activity. The transcript has a single exon. NCBI's taxonomy places the organism in Eukaryota, Fungi, Ascomycota, Pichiomycetes, Pichiales, Pichiaceae. The record is from RefSeq and is a predicted model, not a curated record.